Molecule: messenger RNA, 6708 nt
Organism: Cervus elaphus (red deer)
Lineage: Eukaryota; Metazoa; Chordata; Mammalia; Artiodactyla; Cervidae
Gene: PTPN3
Product: protein tyrosine phosphatase non-receptor type 3
Exons: 27
Coding region: 435-3173 (912 amino acids)
Biological process (GO): protein dephosphorylation
Cellular component (GO): cytoplasmic side of plasma membrane; cytoskeleton; cytoplasm
Molecular function (GO): cytoskeletal protein binding; protein tyrosine phosphatase activity
Source: RefSeq, a predicted model, not a curated record
CGAGUCCGAGCGCACCGGCCCCGGGCGGGGGCGGGGGCGUCCCGCAGGGCGUUCCGGGCGCCCGCCCCUAGCCCGGCGCGCGGGCCCGUCGCGGCCAGCCGGGCCGGCGGGAGCCGCCCGCGGGCGGCACUGGGCAUGCUCAGACGGCGGCCAGGUCGCGCCGCGAGCGAGCUUCCGCGCCGCCCGCACGCGCGACCUACCUGGGCGCCCCGCGCCCCCGGAUGCUGCAGACACCCAGCUUCCUCUCCCAGCCCUAGUUCUGAGAUUAGAACCGAGCUGCUGGUCUUUGGCAGAGGCACAGAAGCAGCUGGCGUUGGGGACCCAGGCACAAGAGGAUGGGCGUUGAAUGACAAGAAGGUGCAGACAAGGACUUGGAUGCAGAGAGACCAGGCAGGAAACCAGCAUCGAGGGAUUCUGGUUAUUCAGCGAUAGUUAUGACCUCCCGGUUACGUGCGUUGGGUGGAAGAAUUAAUAACAUACGCACCUCAGAAUUACCCAAAGAGAAAACGCGAUCAGAAGUCAUCUGUAGCGUCCGCUUUUUAGAUGGCUUGGUACAGACCUUUAAAGUUAACAAACAAGAUACUGGUCAAGUUCUCCUGGACAUGGCUUACAGCUACCUGGGUGUGACUGAGAAGGAGUAUUUCGGUUUACAGCACGGUGAUGACUCGCUGGACUCUCCCAGAUGGCUUGAAGCAAGCAAACCCAUCAGGAAGCAGUUAAAAGGAGGUUUCCCCUGUACCCUGCAUUUUCGAGUAAGAUUUUUUAUACCUGAUCCCAACACACUACAGCAAGAACAAACCAGGCAUUUGUAUUUCUUACAACUGAAGAUGGAUAUUUGUGAAGGAAGGUUAACCUGCCCUCUUAACUCAGCGGUGGUUCUAGCAUCAUAUGCAGUACAAUCUCAUUUUGGAGACUACGAUUCUUCCGUUCACGCUCCGGGCUAUCUCUCUGACAGUCAGUUCAUACCAGAUCAGAACGAGGACUUCUUAGCGAAGGUGGAGUCGCUGCAUGAGCAGCACAGUGGGCUAAAGCAAUCAGAAGCGGAAUCUUGCUUUAUCAACAUAGCUCGGACCCUCGACUUCUAUGGAGUGGAACUGCACAGCGGUAGGGAUCUGCACAAUUUAGAUCUAAUGAUUGGAAUUGCUUCUGCGGGCAUUGCUGUGUACCGAAAAUACAUUUGCACAAGUUUCUAUCCUUGGGUGAACAUUCUAAAAAUUUCUUUCAAAAGGAAAAAAUUCUUUAUACACCAGCGACAAAAACAGACGGAAUCCAGGGAGCAUAUAGUGGCCUUCAACAUGUUAAAUUACCGAUCUUGCAAAAACUUGUGGAAGUCCUGUGUCGAGCACCAUACAUUCUUUCAGGCAAAGAAGCUGCUACCUCAGGAAAAGAAUGUUCUGUCUCAGUACUGGACUCUGGGCUCUAGGAACCCCAAAAAGUCUGUAAAUAACCAGUAUUGCAAAAAGGUGAUUGGAGGGAUGGUGUGGAACCCAGCCAUGCGGAGAUCUUUAUCGGUGGAACAUUUAGAAACCAAGAGUCUACCUUCCCGGUCUCCUCCUAUUACUCCCAACUGGCGAAGUCCUCGGCUCCGGCAUGAGAUCCGAAAGCCACGGCACUCUUCUGCGGACAACCUUGCCAACGAGAUGACAUACAUCACCGAGACCGAAGAUGUGUUCUACACCUACAAGGGCUCCCUGUCCCCUAAAGACAGUGAUUCCGAGGUCUCUCAGAACCGAAGCCCGCACCGAGAGAGUAUAUCCGAGAACAGCCCAGCACAAAGCUGCCUGACCCAGAAGUCAUCCAGUUCUGUGUCUCCAUCUUCAAAUGCUCCAGGCUCCUGCUCCCCAGAUGGCGUCGAUCAGCAGUUCCUAGAGGACUUCCACAGGGUGACCACAGGGGGCAUCGCCGAGGACUCCAGCCAGUACUACUGUGACAAGAACGAUGGUGACGGCUACUUAGUCUUGAUCCGCAUCACGCCAGAUGAAGAUGGGAAAUUUGGAUUUAAUCUAAAGGGAGGAGUAGAUCAAAAGAUGCCUCUCGUGGUGUCAAGGAUAAACCCAGAGUCACCUGCAGACACCUGCAUUCCUAAGCUGAACGAAGGGGAUCAAAUCGUGCUAAUCAACGGCCGGGACAUCUCAGAACACACCCAUGACCAAGUGGUAAUGUUCAUCAAAGCCAGCCGGGAGUCACACACGCGGGAGCUGGCCCUGGUGAUCAGGAGGAAAGCCGUCCAUUCGUUUGCUGAUAUCAAAUCUGAAGAUGAACUGAACCAGCUCUUCCCAGAGGCCAUCUUCCCCGUGUGUCCGGAGGGGGGCGACACGCUGGAGGGGUCCAUGGAGCAGCUAAAGAAGGGCCUCGAAAGCGGGACGGUGCUGAUCCAGUUUGAGCAACUCUAUAGAAAGAAGCCCGGUUUGGCCAUCACGUUUGCAAAGCUGCCUCAAAAUCUAGACAAAAACCGAUAUAAAGAUGUACUGCCUUAUGACACCACCCGGGUAUUGUUGCAGGGAAACGAAGAUUACAUUAAUGCGAGUUAUGUGAAUAUGGAAAUCCCCGCUGCUCACCUUGUGAACAAGUACGUUGCCGCUCAGGGACCCCUGCCACACACCUGUGCACAGUUUUGGCAAGUGGUCUGGGAUCAGAAGUUAUCACUCAUCGUCAUGUUGACGACUCUGACCGAGCGAGGCCGGACCAAAUGUCACCAGUACUGGCCCGACCCCCCCGACGUCAUGGAACACGGCAGCUUUCACAUCCGCUGUCAGUCAGAGGACUGCACCAUCGCCUACGUGUUCCGGGAAAUGCUGGUCACCAACACCGAGACUGGGGAGGACCACACAGUGACCCAUCUCCAGUACGUGGCCUGGCCAGACCACGGCGUCCCCGACGACUCCUCAGACUUUCUGGAAUUUGUGAGCUACGUGCGAUCCCUGAGAGUGGACGGUGAGCCCGUCCUGGUUCACUGCAGUGCUGGGAUAGGUCGAACCGGUGUGUUGGUCACCAUGGAAACAGCCAUGUGCCUGAUCGAGAGGAACCUGCCCGUUUACCCACUGGAUAUUGUUCGGAAAAUGCGAGACCAGCGCGCCAUGAUGGUGCAGACAUCAAGCCAGUACAAGUUUGUGUGUGAAGCAAUUCUUCGCGUUUAUGAAGAAGGCUUAGUCCAGAUGCUGGAUCCCAGUUAAGACUGCUGUGAAGACGUUCAUUCCCCUUUCCCCGGGGCAUCCUCCUCUCUGGAAGCGGCAAGAGGAACCUGUAGGCUGUGGGAAAGGAGUGAGCACAUUUGACCCAGGCACUUUAAAUUUCUAUUACAAAAAAAAAAAAGGUAUCGUGUACAUAAGAACUGUGUAGAUAACGCAUGCGGUUAUAGCAUCAUGCAGCCCGCGCCGCCUCUGGAGAGAACCAAGCAGAAGGGGAGCUCAGUUUGGGGCCUGUCCUAAUGCCUUCCUCCCUCUCCAUCUCCAUAUUCCUGUAAACCAUCCUUAGGUAGUUAAGAGAGGACACCAGCCAUGCUGUGGACCUCCCAGAAGCAAGAUGGUGUGGCCGUUCAGAGUUACUUGGAUGCGUUGUGUGUCUGUGGGUCUAGGACUAAGAGCUGAGCUUUCCGUGGGUCUGGGCGGAGCUGAAACAGUGUUCCCAGCCUCGGUGAUGCUCGGGGGACCCCAUGGAUGUGCUGAGUGGCAGGGGAUGGGGUCUCAGGCAGAGGACAAGCCGUGCCUCUGUGCCCUUGUGCCCUCCCUUCCUUUGUCCAAUCUCCCUGCCGCGUCUGCCGUUUGGCGUUUCUGAGAAUCGUGUCCACGUGCCCUGCCUCCUCCCUGCAUUAGUGACCCUCCUCAGGUUCCCACCAGUGCCUGAACCGGACGAGCAGUGCAGGUUUCAGGUGAGUUCUCAGCCGAGACUCUGAGAGUGAGGACUCCCGGUGUCGCCCCGCGUGUGAGCUUUCGGAGCAGGUGCCUCUUGUGUCUGCCUCCCUCCUGCUGCACGCCCCGCGCCCAGGACUGGAAUCAUCCACUACUGAAUCUAAUACAUGGAUUGCUGCUACUUCGAGCUAUUACACUUGAACCAUUAUGAUUUUCCUGAGGGGAGAUGGGAUGUCAUCUAAACAUUCAGAAUCUUUGGCCCUUCCGAGGAAAGAUCUAGACAUUGAACCACGGGAAACCCAGCUUCGAGAGGGUUGCCUGUGGAUGUGUAUCUGUGUGUUGUGUUGUGUGUGUGCGCCCACGGGUGAGUGUCUGUCAGGAUUCCUAACUUGAUUCAAAUUACAGUUGAGUUUAUAUAAAGAAUGAGUCUCUGUAUAGAAGAACAAAUGUGUGCAUUCACUCUUAGUUACAAUGGUCUCCAUUUCAUUUCAAAGGAGAGGAUCAGACUAUCUGAAUACAAACACAAUUUGAUGUUAAUUUAUUCUGAGUACACCAAGAUUUUGAUUGUCCUAAAGAAUUCUGCCUUUGUUAAUACUGUGUUAAUUUUUUUUUUUAAUUUGUGACAGGAUUGUAGCAAAUUAUUAUUUAAGGAAAAUAAAUUACGUGAAAAUUUGAAUGUGGUAUUUUGAAAUAGUGGUUUUAUGUACCCAGAAAAAGCAGCUAACUAAGUAUCCAAUUUCUUGACGGGAUUUAUAGAAAAAGGAUGGUUCCAUGUUACAGUACACUGAUAUGAGGCCGUUUUGAUGUUUAGCAAACUCCAGACCAAUUGAGCAAAAACAUUUCCUGGUCACAAGAUGGAUAAAGACCUUUAUGUAGGGGCCAGGUUUCUAAAGUUCUUUGUCUCCAGACCUAGCAUAUUUCCUGCAUUCUUUCCAUCUUUUCCCCACUGACAUUUUACUGUUAAAUGACAGGGGUUGGGGGAGCUGUUGUACAGUAUCAUAACCCACGCUGGGCAACAGGAGAUGACAAAGCCCCAACCUUGUCAGCAUGAUACCAAGCUAGCUGAGUAUAGCGGCAAAGGCUUGGAGCUAAGGGCUGGGGGAUUUAGUUUCUGAUUCCUCUCAAUAGCUAGCCCUGGGCCUAGUCACCUGAAAGUGUUAUCUCCAUUUUCUCAUCUGUAAAAUAGGCGAACUAAAUAAUACUGAGGACUCUAGGUCAAAUAUGAGGGUUGAAUGAGAUCACGCUAUUGAAGUUUUCAUCAGCUGGAAUCUGACACUGCUCUGGAUGUAUUACUUGGAAAAAUUAAUUUUUUAGUGACUAGCCCCUAAACCCAUGAAACAGAAGUAGAAUCACUGAGGUUUUUGUAAGAGGAAAUCGCUUUUAUUCUCAAGAGAACCAAGGGCACAAAGGAAUAUCAUGCAAGUACUUCUAUUCAAUCUGGACUCAGAAAAUUCCAUCAGCCAGCCACCAAAAAAGAGAGACGGCUGAAGUAAAUUGAAAUGCCAUCAGGAUACUGAACAAAUCAUUGCCAUUUGAUAAAAGAGGCAUCACCACCCUGUGUAUAAAAAGCUUGUGAAGUCUAAAUGAGUUUGGAGAUUUGUGUUUUGUUUUUUUUUUAAAGAAAUGCAUUUUUUAAUAUGGUUGCAGAAAUGCUGCCAUUAUUUUACAUCGAUUACCCAAAAGUUUACCAAAGAUUGCCACCAGCCUUUUUCCGCCACUGUGCAGGCCAGUAGUUCAGACUCAGCAGAUGUUACCCGGAACAAAAUCCAUGCAAUCCUGGGGAAGAACAAGACAAGAGAAUUAUCAAAAGGAGUAAAACGUGCAAGUAGAUACUAUAGAUGCUACUGAUCAUCAAAUUGGGGAGUUCAGGAUUUCUGCUUCACCACCUUAUAUACUUAUGCAAUUGGACCUAAGAAGCCCUUAUUAGCUGUAAGUGAAGAACUUCAUCAAAAUCAGGAUAGAUAGUUUGCCUGGGAAAUUGUGGUAUGCAUGGAGAAGACAUUUACAUCCUGCAUUCUGGCACUCUCAGAAGAUCUGAUUAGACAUCAGUGUGCAGACAUAAGAUGAGAGGUCUCUCUUGGUGUCACUCCUUAGAACCUGCACUUGAUGUUGUUUGACUUUCCAGAAGAAAAGAUUCAACUCAGUUCAGUUGGGGCAGGAGGGUUAGAGAAGAAACUUGGGCUGGUCUUCAGUUCCUACCACAGUAAUUUCAUUUUUCACUUUGCUUUGAGACAAGCACAGAGGCUGUUGCUGCAGUUGCUGGUUGACGUUUUUUUGUUUCUCACAGAAGUUAUCUUAGAACCAGAGGCAUCGAAGAGGCAGCGUCAAUGGGGAGAGGCAGUUAGAGGCAGGAUGUGGGUCCAGACUAGACUUAGACAAGAUACGUCACCCUUGGCCCUCACUUUCCUCAUCAGUGAAAGGGAGGUUGGGCUCGACUAGAUGAGCCCUCUGGUUCUUUUCACCGUCUACCAUUCUGGGAGUCUGUGUUCCAGAGAAUCGAGAUUAAUCCUAAGCCCAAGCCUCCAGUAAGCUACUAGAGAGAGAUGUAUCAUGUUUAUAGAAUUUGUCUCCAAAAGCUGGUCCCUCAGUUCUUGGCAAAGACUCUGACCUUAGUCUGAGGAACCAAGCAGGGGUGGGGGGUCUGAUGGUCGGGCUGUCCAGCAUCUCUUAUAACUCACGUUCCACCUGGAACAACCAAGGGAUUUGUGUUAAGUCUUGUCGUUUUGAAAAGUAUCUUAAUUGAUCAGCGAUAUUUUGUCUGUAAAUUUGGAAUGUUUUUCAUUCUGGCCUGUUCUUACAGUGACUCUGCUGAAAUACAAUUUGAUCAAUAUAAAAACCUUCAAGCUAUGCAACACUGUUA